Ceutorhynchus assimilis (cabbage seed weevil) is the source of this 1137-nucleotide messenger RNA. Lineage: Eukaryota; Metazoa; Arthropoda; Insecta; Coleoptera; Curculionidae. The record is from the annotation of a GenBank genome assembly.
AUGUCCAAUAUGUUUGAAUUCAUCAAAAUUCCAAGAAUUUUGCUUUCGAUUAUGGCAAUUUAUCCUACUACAGAGUUUUCAUUAGUUUACAGAAUUCGUACCAUUAUUUCAAUGGGCACCCUGUUUGCAUUGGUCUUAUGCUUGAGCUACGAAGUAGCCCUUCAAGUAGGCAACUUCGUUAAGCUUUCCGAAAGCCUUUACCUGCACAUAACAAUUUUCAAUAGUUUUUUCAAGUUUGUGAUUAUGACUUACAAGCGAGAAGAGUUUUUCAAGUGCAUCGACAUGCUUGAAACUCCUAGUUUUGUCGCUUACAACGACCAAUACAAUUCGGUUUUGAGGCAAUUGAAGAAAUUUUGUGUUGGCAUUCAAGCUACUUGUUUUAUCCAGUUAAACAUUGCUUUGUUUUGUUUAGCUGUUUACCCUAUUUGGGAAUCAAAUAAACCUUUACCAGUAGAAUUUAAAUAUUUUAAUUCAGGCAUGUUCUAUUAUCCUUUUUACAUGUUUGAAGUUAUUGGGGAAUACAUUUGUGGCUAUACUAAUCUUUCUUUGGAUUUGCUUUCUGUGGGUUUCCUAAUGAUUUCAGCUACUCAAUUGAGAAAGUUGAACAUGAAGUUGAUUGAUAUGAAGAAAAAUGUUAAAAGUUUGCCAGAUUAUUCAGAAGAAAAUUCGGAGAAAUUUUAUUUGGAUUAUUUAAAAGAGUGCUGCAUCCAUUACAGCGAUAUUGAAGAAUUUUCAAAAUGUAUUCAAGAUUGUUUCGGCAUAAUUUCCUCCAUCCAAAUGGUCACUGGUUGCAUAUCGAUUUGCAAUACUUUGAUGCUACUGACCUCACUAUCACCAAUAUCCCCAAAAGCUAUAGCUCUGAUUAGCUACACAACUUGUAUGCUGGCCGAAUUGGGAUUGUAUUGUUGGUUUGGGAGUUUCGUUUCCCAUGAGAGUUUAGAAAUCUUAACUUCUUGCUACUUUUCCUCUUGGUACGAAUAUAGUCCAAGAGUGAGAUGUUCUUUGUUUAUUCUAAUGGAAAGAACCAAAAGGCCCAUAGAAGUUAAAGGGUUCAAUUUGAUAAUGUUGUCCCUGGAGACAUUUAUUUCGUCAGCUCUUCUGCAACUAGCUAAAUUAUUAGCAUUACAUUUUACAUAA